GGGCUCAGCUAUCCUACCUUGAGCGGGAAGAGAAAGUCCAAGCUAUUUCCGGGUCGUCUGAAGUCCUCCUUUUCGACUGCGACCGAGUCAUCACCUCUUGGGAUCUUGAAGAGGGCGUGUUCAAGUGGAUAAAGCGCGGGAAAUGCGUUGCCGACCAAAAUCUGUGUCUAAGAAGGAUGUGAACAAUCCCCUCAGCACGACGGAUGAGAUUUUGUACAACUCGAUCUGGCGAUUCCUCGCGCUUCGAGAAUAUAUCGACAACAACCACAAUCUUACUGCAUGGGGCAAGGUUUUGAAGACUGCCAUUGCAGCGCUCCAGGGCAAGUCAGAAUUAGAGGAGGCUACGGUUGUUGCGAUCGAGCUCAUCCGCCAGGGUGUUCUUAACUGGGAACUUGAUAUGUUCCCUUACAACGGCGCUCCCAUGCGCGGCGAGACCAGGGACAGACAGUUCAACCUUCUCGUGUCAAGAGUAGCAGGACUUGGCAACCUCCGGCACAAGGCUAUCGGGUUUACGGGACCCCUCAGCCAGCACUUGCUGGCCUACGGCUCUAUUGUCAACCUAGUACGACAAACUCUCCGCGAUCUGGUCGAGGUUGCUGCAACGCACAUGUUUAUGGGUGCCUUCGCCAAGCGUGACCUUACCAACCUUUCGGAGAUCGCCAUGAAUCUUCCCUUCCUCCUGUCGAACAAUUGUGCCCUUAGCAUCGCCGUCAAGUCGUACCUCGACGAAUUGUACACCGAUAAGGACCCCACCGCGACCGAGACUAAGGAGCGCGUUCGCGAGACGGCGGCCAAUCGAUACUUCCCGCAGGCCACGGACCUCGUUGGUGACCUCCACACUGCUGGCGAGCUAUGGGAUGCAGUCUACGAUGGAGUGAAGAGCUCGGGCAGUGCGCUGAAGGAGUCAGAGAAGAAGCAAUGGGCCGAGGCCAACGAGUGGUUCGCUGCGCGACGAUGAGUGAAGCAGAACAACAAUCUUGGUGACUGCCUCUACAAGAAG
Paraphaeosphaeria sporulosa is the source of this 1000-nucleotide messenger RNA. RefSeq lists its product as uncharacterized. The transcript has 6 exons. The coding region runs from base 143 to 958 and encodes 271 amino acids. The record is from RefSeq and is a predicted model, not a curated record. Lineage: Eukaryota; Fungi; Ascomycota; Dothideomycetes; Pleosporales; Didymosphaeriaceae.